CAGGUGCUGCUGACCACGACUAUGGGAGAAAUCGACAUCGAGCUCUGGAGCAAAGAAGCGCCGCUAGCAUGUCGAAAUUUCAUCCAACUCUGCAUGGAGGGAUACUAUGACAACACGAUGUUUCAUCGUAUUAUCCCAAAGUUCAUGGUGCAAGGUGGCGAUCCAACGGGAACUGGCUCAGGAGGGGAAUCAGUCUACGGCGAAACUUUCAAGGAUGAGAUCCACUCUCGCUUGAGGUUUUCGGUCAGGGGGUUAGUGGCGAUGGCAAAUGGAGGAAGAAACGACAACGGCAGUCAAUUCUUCAUGACGUUGGCACCGUGCGAAUGGUUGAAUGGGAAGCAUACAAUAUUCGGAAAGGUCACUGGCAAGACUAUCUUUAACCUAGAUGCAAUGGGAGCGAGCGAAUGCGAUCAGGAUGACCGUCCUCUCUACCCUCCUCGCAUCCUGUCGACGGAGGUCUUGUUGAACCCAUUCGAUGAUAUCAUUCCGAGAGAAGUCGCUCCCAAACAGCAAGAGGAAGAGAAGCCCAAGGUUGUCUUGUGUUUAGAUUGA
Guillardia theta CCMP2712 is the source of this 552-nucleotide messenger RNA. RefSeq lists its product as hypothetical. Gene Ontology annotation, molecular function: peptidyl-prolyl cis-trans isomerase activity. Gene Ontology annotation, cellular component: catalytic step 2 spliceosome. The annotation marks the transcript as partial. Gene Ontology annotation, biological process: protein folding; protein peptidyl-prolyl isomerization. The transcript has 7 exons. The record is from RefSeq and is a predicted model, not a curated record. Lineage: Eukaryota; Cryptophyceae; Pyrenomonadales; Geminigeraceae.